GGCUCAUAUACUGCACAGUACCAGUGUAGCGCCAAAGGGGGGAAGGGGAGCAACGAUGGGAACCCUAUUGCAUCACUCGCCACUGGCUGGAUCCUUUGCCUUAUUUACAUACCUACCGUAUACUGUAUAUACCAAGGUACCGUUUUCCCCCAUCCGUAUUCGGACUCUUCCUGCCGUCCCCGCGAUUUUCUUACCCUGCACAGUACGGUGACAGUGACCUGAAUGUGGGGUGGGUGGCCAAGGCCGUCCUUCACUGCUACCUGCCCCCUUUCGUCUAGCAGGUAUCCGCUUCAGACGAUCGAAUAUCUCCCAUCUCGUUCGCUUCUUCGAGGAAAAGAGGCCCACAAGGCCUGCGCCGAACUGCGUCUUGUCGCUACUGGAGGAACACUUCAACACUCCUCCCACACCACCGCUCACUCAAGUCCCUGCCAACAUCACCACCAUGAACAGCCCGCUCCUCCCUGCCAAGCAAGUCCAGAACCCUCUCUCUCUUCAUCCUUCCCGUCCUUCGUGCGUGAGAAAAGAUUGGGAAGCAGCAGUGAUCUGUCACUCUCGCAAGCGUCGGGCGGCAGUUUAAUUUGUAAGGCGCGGAACAAUGCUGGACCAUUGACGUCGAUGGCGCAGAGGGCCAGCGUCACUGUGCAGGGCGUGUGCCCUGGUCCGGGGACUUGGCUUUGGGCCCUGCGUUUGAGGGUUGUGAAGUUGUUGAUCAAUAUCGGAGGGGCAUGGAUGAUAUACUUAGAAUGGGACACAUCACUCCGUACCGCAGUACUGUGUAAACUACACAGUUAUCUACGCUCUUGAGAUCCCCAUAACCCUGGGACUACAAAAUCGUCACCUAUCAUGUAAACAACCUUAGAGACUCCCUUCAUCCCUGGGUCUCUUCUACAAGUACCACACAUCGGAGAGUAGUAUUCCACCUGCGGCAUACCCCAGCCCAAGGCAAAGCAAACCAUACAAGUAACUGCAGACAUCAGAUGAUAUCUGCAUAUCAACCCUCCCCAAAGUAGUCCCUGUCGUGUCGAUCUCUUCUUCUCCGUCCCUCCAUCGUGCUCACCGCUCCAGAAGCCAAGAUACAUGCAUGCUCCAGUACCACGUCCCAGAGACUGCAGUUCAGUACACACAGUACACAACAGGGACGACUUUCAAAUCAGGGUCUCGUACAGCGGAUACGCUUGCAUCGCUUGUCAUU
Messenger RNA from Westerdykella ornata, 1192 nucleotides. RefSeq lists its product as uncharacterized. The transcript has a single exon. The record is from RefSeq and is a predicted model, not a curated record. Bases 223 to 804 code for a protein of 193 amino acids. Lineage: Eukaryota; Fungi; Ascomycota; Dothideomycetes; Pleosporales; Sporormiaceae.